Molecule: messenger RNA, 4435 nt
Organism: Poecilia reticulata (guppy)
Lineage: Eukaryota; Metazoa; Chordata; Actinopteri; Cyprinodontiformes; Poeciliidae
Product: myoferlin-like
Biological process (GO): plasma membrane organization
Cellular component (GO): membrane
Source: RefSeq, a predicted model, not a curated record
GCCGGCAGCAGCUCAUGUAGUCUGGAUAAUUAGAGACUCGUGACCCGCCCUCUCACUCCCCCCUCCAACCUCCUUUAACUACUCUUGCAAAUAAAACGUUCAUUCGUGUUGUUCUCGGUGAUGGAGCAAUGAAGAUGCCGAAGCUGGACUUCCUGUAGAGCUUUUCCCUUUUCUACAACCACUUUUCUUUCUAACUUUAAUUUUUUUGUCCUACCUGUUCGCUGCCAUGCUGCGGGUCAUAGUAGAGUCUGCCACCGGUCUCCCCAAAAAGAAACUCGGCAGUCCUGACCCAAUCGUUUCUGUGACUUUCAAAGAUGAGAAGAAGAAAACCAAAUCGAUCGACAAUGAAGUGAACCCUGUCUGGAAUGAGGUGCUGGAGUUUGAUCUAAAAGGCGUUCCGCUGGACUCCGGCUCCCAGCUAGACGUGGUUGUGAAAGAUUACGAGACGAUUGGGAAAGAUAAAUUCCUUGGGUCCACUAAGGUUUCUCUGCGAGACCUUGCCUCUGGAAAAUUGAGAUCUCUGCCGUGCAAAAAUGUUCCUCUGGUCAAUGACAACGGGAAGGGGAUCGGAGCUACGAUAGACCUGGUGGUUGCCUAUGACCCUCCAGCCAACGCCGUGCCGAACCCCAACAUCCCCCAAGAUGGAAAUGCUGCAGUGGACGCCGCAGGAGGGGGUGGGGAUGAGGAGGGGAAUGAGACUGUUCCAGAUGGGGCCCAGAGUGGCCCAGCUGGAGCCCCUUCGUCCACCGGCCAGGCUGGGGCUCUUCGCCAGAGGCUGAACCGGGCGCAGAGUCGCCACCGACUCGCCAAUAAACCCCAGGACUUCCAGAUUCGUGUUCGGGUCGUGGAAGCCCGUCAGCUGUCCGGAAACAACAUCAAGCCUGUGGUGAAGGUCCAUGUGUGUGGACAGACCCACCGGACGAGAAUCAAGAAGGGAAACAACCCGUUCUUUGACGAGAUCUUCUUCUACAACGUUCACAUGCUGCCGUCGGAUUUGUUUGAACAGAACAUCAGCUUCAGGGUGUAUAAUUCAUAUUCGCUGAGGGCAGACAGCCUUAUGGGUGAAUUUAUGCUGGACGUUGGUUAUGUUUAUGAUGAACCAGCCCAUUGUGUAAUGAGGAAGUGGCUCCUGUUGAAUGACCCAGAUGACUCCAGCUCCGGCGCUAAGGGCUACCUCAAAGUCAGCCUGUUUGUUGUGGGAACAGGAGACGAGCCUCCGGUGGAGAAGAGGGAAUCAAAUGACGACCAGGAUGACAUAGAGAGCAACCUGCUGCUGCCAGCAGGGGUCACCCUGCGGUGGGCCACGUUGUCCUUAAAGGUGUUCAGGGCUGAGGACGUCCCCCAGAUGGACGAUGCAUUUAUCCAGACGUUGAAAGGGAUCUUUGGAGGAGAGGAAAACAAGAAGAACCUGGUGGAUCCUUUCCUAGAGGCGCACUUUGCUGGCAAAAAGUUGUGCACUCAGAUAAUUGAGAAGAACGCAAACCCAGAGUGGAACCAAGUUUUGAACCUUCAAGUCAAAUUCCCGUCCAUGUGUGAGCGCAUCAAGCUGACCGUGUUCGACUGGGAUCGGCUGACAGGAAAUGAUGCGGUUGGCACCACAUACCUGAACCUGACCAAGAUAGCCUCCUCUGGUGGAGAGAUAGAAGAGGAACAUGCAGAUAAUGGGAAAAUGCCAUCGUUUGAAGCUGACUCAGGAGAGUCUCAGGUGGGUUUCCUGCCCGUGUUUGGCCCCUGCUACAUCAACCUGUACGGCAGUCCCAGAGAGUUCACGGGCCUCCCAGACCCCUACGAGGCUCUGAACCUUGGCGAGGGAGAAGGAGUGGCGUACAGGGGCAGGGUGCUGGUGGAGCUCUCCACGAAGCUGGAGGGGAAAGCAGACAAAGCAGUUGACAGUAUCCACAGUGACGACAUCCUUGUGGUUCAGAAGUACCAGCGAAGAAGAAAAUACUGUCUGUGCGCAGUCUUCCACAGCGCCUCCAUGAUUCAGGAACCUGGUGAACCCAUCCAGUUUGAGGUCAGCAUUGGUAACUACGGCAACAAACUGGACACCACCUGUAAACCCCUGGCCUCCACCACCCAGUAUAGCUGUGCUGUAUUUGAUGGUAACCAUUACUACUACCUGCCCUGGGCAAACACUAAGCCGGUGGUUGUUCUCACGUCCUUCUGGGAGGACAUCGGUCACCGCCUCGAUUCUGUCAACAUCAUCCUUUACAUCACACGCCGUCUGCAAUCCAACCUGGAUGCAUUUAAAACCACCAUAUUGGCUAAAGUUCCUGACAGCCAGCUGACAGAGGUGUGGAUGAAGUUACUCAAUCAGUUGAUUGAAGACUUGGACAGCUUCCCCACCCCUGACCUGGAGGGCCGCUCCAACCUGACAUCUCUGGACAUCCAGAUCAAGAAACUACGAGACAGUGCUCUGACGUCCAUCAAGGUGGCAGCGAGACGCAUGAGGGAGGAGGCCAGGGAAAUCCCAGACACGGUGCCGGACAUAGAGAGCUGGGCGGACAAGCUCAACCAGCUGGCCGACGAGCCCCAGAACAGCAUGCCUGACGUGAUCAUCUGGAUGCUGCGCGGCGAGAAGCGUGUGGCCUACAGCCGCAUCCCGGCUCAUCAGAUCCUCUACUCCACCUACAGCCAGCAGGCCUGUGGGCAGCACUGUGGCCAGACUCGGACCAUCUUCCUGAAGUACCCCAUGGACAAGACCAAAGGCCUGAAGGUUCCGGUCCAGGUCAGGGUCAACAUGUGGCUCGGCCUCUCUGCACACGAGAAAAGGUUCAACGCCUUCUCAGAGGGAACCUUCAGUGUGUUUGCUGAACUGUAUGAAAACCAGGCUAAAGUGUUCGGGAACUGGGGAACCACCGGACUGGUGGGCCGACACAAGUUCUCUGAUGUGACAGGAAAACUGAAGCUGAAGCAGGAGUACUUCAUGCCACCCAGAGGAUGGAAGUGGGAGUCUGACUGGUUCAUCGACCCUGAGAAAGCCCUGCUAACCGAGGCAGACGCCGGACACACGGAGUUCAUGGACGAGGUGUUUCAGAACGAGAGCCGUUUCCCCGGCGGAGAGUGGAAGGCCCCCUCGGAGCCGUACACCGACGUGAACGGAGAGAAAAACCGAAACCCUAAAGAGUUCGACUGUCCUCCGGGCUGGACGUGGGAGGACAGCUGGACGGUGGACAUCAACAGAGCUGUGGAUGAUCAAGGCUGGGAGUACGGGGUGACCAUUCCUCCAGACGAUAAGCCCCGAUCCUGGGUCCCUGCUGAGAAGAUGUACCACGUCCACCGGCGGAGGAGGCUGGUCCGGCUCCGAAAGAGAGCGGCGCGUCCGGCCGGAGCAGCGCUGGAGAGGAGAGAUCACGGUGACCCCGAGGGAUGGGAAUUCUCCUCCCUGAUUGGCUGGAAAUUCCAUCAAAACGAGCGUUCCUCUGACUCGUUCCGUCGACGGCGUUUGAGGAGAAAGAUGGCGCCCGAAGAUCUCCUGGGAGCCUGCGCCAUCUUUCAGCUGGAGGGCGCAUUAGGCGUCGAUACAGAGGACAAGGAGAAAGGCUCCAAAGAGGACGCCACCAAGCUGUUUGGGGCCAACACCCCCACCGUGUCCUGCUCCUUCGACAGGUCGUACAUGUACCACCUCCGAGUCUAUCUCUACCAGGCGAGGAACCUGACGUCUAUGGACAAAGACAGUUUCUCUGAUCCGUACGCGCACGUUUCCUUCCUUCACUUCAGCAAGACGACAGAGAAGCUCCGAGCCACGCUGAACCCGACCUGGGACCAAACUCUGAUUUUCAAUGACGUGGAGAUUUACGGAGACCCCAAGAACGUUGACGCCAAUCCUCCAGACGUGGUCCUGGAGUUCUACGACAGCGACCAAGUGGGGAAGGACGAGCAGCUGGGCCGCAGCGUUUGCGUCCCGCUGGUGAAGCUGAACUCCAGCAUAGAUCAGACGCCCCGGCUGCUGUGGCACCCCGUCAUCCAGAAGGGCCAGAGGGCUGGGGAGGCCCUCGUGGCGGCUGAGCUCAUUCUGAAAGACGAGUCGGGUGAUGGGGAUCUUCCCCUGGUUCCCCCAAAAAGAGCCGAGAACCUCUACAUGGUCCCUCAGGGGAUCCGGCCGGUGGUGCAGCUCACAGCUGUGGAGAUUCUGGCAUGGGGUCUGAGGAACAUGAAGACCUACCAGCUGGCGGCGGUGUCUUCUCCCAGCCUGGUGGUGGAGUGUGGAGGCCUGCGGGUGGAGUCUGCUGUGAUCAAGAACAUGAAGAAGAGCCCCAACUUCCCCGGCUCCGUCCUCUUCAUCAAAGUGAAGCUGAGUCCAGAGAGGAUUUAUCACGUCGUGGUGGCUCCCUGCUUUGAUAAGAAGCUGGAGGCUGUCAGAGAGGAGUUUUACAACAGUCUACUGGAGACCAGAGAUGUUGACUGUGUCCUCACCUCCAGUAAGAGUCUUUAA